Molecule: messenger RNA, 1059 nt
Organism: Symbiodinium pilosum
Lineage: Eukaryota; Dinophyceae; Suessiales; Symbiodiniaceae
Source: the annotation of a GenBank genome assembly
AUGGUGCCGACCAAGAUUCAGCUCGCGAUUCAGAAGCUGCAACCAAUUCAGCUGAGCUACUCGCGAAAGAAAAGUCAGUGGGAGUCAGCUUUCAACCUCGUAGCUUUACUCUCGAUGCUGGCGAUACCCUACCUGGUGCUGGUAUAUCCGCUGAGCAUGCGAAUGCUCGAGGUCAAGCGGGAGAUGUGUUACGGUCUGCAGAACUUUGUUGUGGCGUACAAUGCAGAUGUUGGGAUGGCUUAUGGGCUCUUAACCACCAAGCGGAAUGCCAGCGAUCCGACACUGGCUGAGGUCGCGGUACAGAGCUACAAGUUCGCCCAUCCCACCCCUUGGACACAGGACGCGCCUCCUCCAGCGCCGAAGUAUUUUCAGCUUGGUUUGGCCACCCAGGAGUUCGAAACUGGGCGCAUCCGGAAGAUGGCCGAGGAGGCUGCUUACUUCCCGGUAUGUUGGGAGACUGAUGUGCUCAAUGGUGGGGGCUCCAACGAUACUGGCUUGUGGACAAUUGCGCAGAGCCGAAUGCGGGCUGCAGCAUUUCACCUGGACCGCGAAGACGCCACAACUUGCGCGGAGCUGCGGGACUAUUGCUAUCUGCCGGAGUCGCGGCUGCUACGCCUAAUGUGUGGUGACACGUGUGGUUGCACAGAUCCGAUGUCAGUGCCGUGGUACAAGCAGAAAGCGGAAGGCUGCGCCGAGAUGUGCCUAUCUGAGAGGCGGACGCGGUUGAGGGCGCUGCCAUGCCAGGAUUUCCCCCAAGCUGGUGCAGCAACGGCGUGGAACGAAUUCUGGGACAACUACGCUGCAGCAAUUACAGCGUACUUUGGAGAGGAUCGCAUUCAGUAUGCAAACAGCUCCAUCAGCUUGGCACAGACCAUGAAAGCUGGCGGCUGCGCGGCGCUCCAAGCAAACCCGAUCGAUGCGAUAACAGGAGAGUCGUAUUGUUUCGGAGCGGCCGACCUCUUCGGCCCCCUUGCUUACCUGUGCCCAGAGUCCUGCGGCUGCCGCACCUACAGUGCUGAGAAUCAGGCAUGGUAUUGCCCCCAGAGCUGCUCUCGGUAA